AUGGAUCGAGAAUUUGGAACUAGAUCUCAAUUAUUUACUGAAAACAAAAAAAGUGUAGGAACUAGGCUUGAUUUUUCUUUAGCGAAGGUAAGUAAUCAAAUUAUUGUGGACGCCGAAAUUACUAGUUUUGAUAAUUUUGCUAAUGAGAUAAAAAGAAAGGACCAGAACUUCAAUUACCAUUUUUCCCGGUUAGAAGUAGAAAAACUUUAUAACUUGCUUUGUUUCCAAGAACUUAAAAAUCAAGAUGAUGAGGAAGCAAAAUACAAUCCAGCAAAUUAUGAGGAGAUUGAGGAUAUAAACAAAAAUGUCUACGAGAAAUUUUAUAAUAAAAAACAAUAUUCAGGAAUAGAAAACGAGAAGAAGUUUAUAAGAACAAGAGGAGAAGUCUACCUACUAGAUACAAAAAGCGGUAUUACGGCAAAAAGUCAAGAAACCGUGGAUAAGAGUAAUGCACUUCAAAAUUGA
Messenger RNA from Entrophospora sp. SA101, 465 nucleotides. The record is from the annotation of a GenBank genome assembly. Lineage: Eukaryota; Fungi; Glomeromycota; Glomeromycetes; Entrophosporales; Entrophosporaceae.